Messenger RNA from Coccinella septempunctata (seven-spotted ladybird), 1074 nucleotides. Its product is annotated as craniofacial development protein 2-like. Gene Ontology annotation, cellular component: nucleus. The record is from RefSeq and is a predicted model, not a curated record. Gene Ontology annotation, biological process: chromatin remodeling. NCBI's taxonomy places the organism in Eukaryota, Metazoa, Arthropoda, Insecta, Coleoptera, Coccinellidae. The coding region runs from base 1 to 1074 and encodes 357 amino acids. Gene Ontology annotation, molecular function: catalytic activity. The transcript has a single exon.
AUGGCAACGACUCAGCAGGAAAAGGAAUCUGAAUUUGGUGAAAAACUUUGCACUACACAGGAAAAAUUUAGAGGAAGAGAUAGAAAUAUAAACUCGUCGAUGAAUCAGCAGAAGAGAACAGCAAAAAUGGAGAAAAAUGGGAAAAAAGAAAUAUAUAAGAUUGGGACAUGGAAUGUGAGGGGAAUUUCGGGAAAGAAAAUGGAGCUUUGCGGUGAAUUCGAGAAUUCUAAGUUGGAUAUGUUGGUGAUAACUGAAACUAAAAAGAAGGGAAAUGGAAAGAUGACAAUAGAUAAUAGGUAUACAUUGGUAUGGAGUGGUGUACAUCAGGAUGAAAGAGCUAGAGGCGGAGUAGGGUUCUUGAUGAAAAGCGAGGUGGAAGAAAAGUACCUGAAUAAAUGGGAAGCAAUUAAUGAAAGAAUAAUGGUAUUUGAAAUGAGUUAUGGGGGGAUGGUGAAGACGAUCAUAGGUGUUUAUGGACCAAACGAAGGCGAUAAAAAGGAGGAAAAGGAUCAUUUCUGGAAUGAAUUAACUUUGGUAGUGGAGGAGGCUAGAGGAACGAUCUAUAUUGCUGGUGACUUCAAUGGCAGGGUGGGAAAAAGAAGUAACCAGCAAACAAGAUGUAUCAGGGAACAUGGGGAAGAUGUGUUGAAUAGUAAUGGAAAGCGAUUUUUGGAAUUUUGCGAGAUACACGGAUUCAUCAUAGGGAAUACUUUCUUCGAACAUAAGGACAUACAAAAGUACACAAGAGAGGUUAAGUCAAAAGGGGAAAGAUCAAUAAUAGAUUACAUACUGAUAGAGGAGACAAACCGAAAUCAAAUAAAAGAUGUGAGAGUAUACAGGAGGUUCGAAAUAUCGAGUGAUCACUAUCUGUUGGUUGCAAAGAGUAAAAAGAAGUUGAAUGGAAAAGUUUCGGAAAUGGGAGCGAAGAAGGGGAGAAAGGAAGAGACAAUAAAGUACUACAAAAUGAGAGAUAAGGAAGUUGCAGAUCAAUUCAGAUAUGAAGUGGAUAAGAAACUACUUGAAAAACUGACUGAAGAUGCAUACGACGACAGAAGCUUGAAAGAAUUAUGGUAA